AUGUCAGCAAAUCAGUUCAAAGGUCCCUAUGACCCUUCUAUCAUGGCUGAGUCCUAUGCACAGUGGGAACAGUCGCUUGAAAUCGAAAUCCAACGGACUUUUGAUACUGUCAACCGCGAUGUCUUGGAUGGUUAUAUGGCUAGAGAUCUUGCCAGGCUCAAAGACCCCCAGGUGGAUCCGGAUUUCCUUUGUACAUGGACUGGCAUCCUCUGGGAUAGGACCACAUUGUCAAGGACUGCAAUUGAAGUUCAACGAGCACCUACCGGUUUCAAUUUCCUGAUCAAUACCUGCUUAAAGUACAACCUGAUCGAAGUCAUGAUUUUGAUUACGUCGAGAUAUGGCACAUUUAGGCUCGGCAUGAAGAACGGACAUGCUCUGGCCAGUUAUUGUGGACUCGCAGUGCUGGACGACCUCUUGCACGUAGGGACAGAUGUAGAAAGAAAAUCAAUUGCCGAGGAAAUGAUGAAUCACAACAUUGUAGACCUCUGCUUCAAGAACAUAGAUAGCUGGCUCUGCGCGCACCGCAGACUUGCUGCUUGUAUCAUUCGCUCUUUGGCUGGUCUAGUUGGGGACAGGAUUCCUGUGGAUAUGGUGGCGGAUAUCAUUGCGAAGCUCUGUGUUUUUGUGCUCCAAGGACCCCGAAUUUUUGUCGAACAGUUUUAUGCUCCGGAGACAAAGUGGCAGGGUGGAAUAAUUGUUUUAAGAGGGCAAAAUGCUUCCGAAGCAGAGGUGGCUAAAUGUGCUCUGCGAUACUCAGGACUGGCUCAUGACGAUGCUCUCUGGGCUGCUCAAGGUCUUCUUUGUACCUACCCCAUACUGCCCACCAAGUUUCGCCUUGAAAUUCUCAAGAAAAGACCGCAAAUUAUCGAUUUGUUGUUUGAUUGCGCGAUCACGCCUCGACCAGCAUGGUACCCUGAGCGGCAAAGUGACGCGGUUGCAUGUGAAAUCCUUGCACUUCUAUUCCAAUGGCCCCCUUACGUAGUACCCGGUGUGUCUUCGCCGUUGGACGGCUCAUCGAGAACCCAGGAGUGGAAAGCUUUGUCUCAAGCCCUAAAGAUUUUCACUGAAAGACAAGAUUGGAGUGGGAAGCUAAUUGAAGUCUGGAUGAGCGUCGAAGAAGAGGAUUGGCGCCAUGUCGAGUCGUUGUUCAACAACGUCAAAAAUUAUGGAGCAAAAACUCUCCUUGGGAAAAGGACGUUUCAACUUGCAUUCGAAUUACGAGGCAUCAAACGGAUCACAGUCCUGCGGUUGAUUACUACAUUGACUCAUGCGGCAGACUCAUGCGGAAUUACCAACGCAGAGUUGGAGUCUCUCCUUCGUGUGGCCUACGUUGCAUCGCAGAAAAUAAAAGAAGCAGAUCCGGAAAACGAAGAAGACCAUCUCAUGUAUGCGGAGCGAACACAGGAUAUGUUCGCACUGCAAGUUGGCGACUCACAUGCAGCUCCCCAGGUAGAUUCCCCCUUGCAGAUCGCAGAGGAAGUUGUCAUGGGUCCUACAGCCCUCGCGCGAUUGUUGGCCGUGCUCGCUCAACGGGGUGUUCUCGACUCAAUCCAAGCUCUCAAGAAGGCACCGAAUGGUCUCUCAACUGCAACCUCCUUAGAUCAAGUACAAAUGAUUACACAUCCCGACAUCAUACGGAAAUUCCUGCUAAUCGCUUUCCGGCGUGUGGAGUCUCGUACAGAGUCUGGACGGAAGGCUACUCAAUCAAACCCAUGUUACGCUCGGAUGCACUUCGUGUCCUCUGCAGAGCUUGCGGCCUCCUUAGUCUCGUUUGACAGGUAUACGCGCGGAGAGUAUGCUGAAGAGGUCAAGGGUGUUCGAAAGCAGCUCGUCGUGGCCCUUGGGAAUGCAUCAGAGAUGGCUAUCCGCACUGGACAAAGUCAGAUCGCCUUGAGCCUUGCACUCGGUGCGAUAACAAGCGCAGAAAAUAUCCCCGAGUCAGAAGGUCUCGAUGAAGCAGUAACCGCCAAGAACAUACGACGAGCUGAUCAAGCGAGAGCGGCACUUCGCCAAGGGUAGUUCUCCUCGCAGCUCUUCAAUAUUUUCCGCUUGAUUACAUGUGCUCUUCGUUAUCAAAGUGUUCAGACUUAAUUACUAGGGAUCGGCGGUGCCAAUUUCCACCUUGCUUGUUCGACUAGGGUUCGGCGUUGCCGACUUUCGCCUUGCUCCGUUGCAUGUGGUGUUAUUUCCUUCUCAAUGCUUUCGAUUCGGCAGAUAAACCAUAGGCGAAGGUGCGUUCUA
Suillus plorans is the source of this 2241-nucleotide messenger RNA. RefSeq lists its product as uncharacterized. The record is from RefSeq and is a predicted model, not a curated record. The transcript is spliced from 6 exons. Bases 1 to 2019 code for a protein of 672 amino acids. Lineage: Eukaryota; Fungi; Basidiomycota; Agaricomycetes; Boletales; Suillaceae.